Messenger RNA from Carya illinoinensis, 1427 nucleotides. Its product is annotated as dnaJ homolog subfamily B member 1-like. Gene Ontology annotation, cellular component: cytosol. The record is from RefSeq and is a predicted model, not a curated record. Gene Ontology annotation, molecular function: protein-folding chaperone binding. The transcript has 3 exons. Bases 209 to 1234 code for a protein of 341 amino acids. Lineage: Eukaryota; Viridiplantae; Streptophyta; Magnoliopsida; Fagales; Juglandaceae.
AUCCUGGUCGAGUCAUAAGUGGUUGGAUAACACCACUCUACACACAGUUCCUUCAGCGGGAGGAAAUGAGGCGCUGGUGAAAGAAAAGCCGAAGCUAAACCCACGCCGAGCUAAGGAAGAAUCAGAACGACAAAGGUUGAAAGAAGAAAUCAGAGACGGAAGAAGAAGCAUAAGAAGAAGAAGAAGAAGAAGAAGAAGAAGAAGAGGCAUGGGCGUGGAUUACUACAAGAUUCUUCAGGUAGACCGGAGCGCCAAGGACGAUGACCUCAAAAAAGCAUAUCGGAAGCUCGCCAUGAAGUGGCACCCCGAUAAGAACCCCAACAACAAGAAAGAAGCCGAAGCCAAAUUCAAACAAAUCUCCGAGGCCUACGAUGUUUUGAGUGAUCCGCAAAAGCGAGCAGUGUAUGAUCAGUACGGAGAGGAGGGGUUGAAAGGUCAGGUGCCGCCGCCGGGUGCCGGUGUGUUUCCGGGGGGGACUGAGGGCGGACCGACGUCAUUCCGGUUCUCCACUAGGAGUCCGGACGACAUCUUCUCUGAGCUUUUCGGGUUUUCGAGUUUUGGAGGUAUGAGCGACUUCGGUGGUGGGUCACGGGCCGGCGGGUCCGGGUUUCCGAGGGGUAUGUUUGGCGACGAUAUAUUUGCUUCGUUUAGAGGUGGAGGUGGAGAGGGCUCCGGGAACGCACCGAGGAAAGCCUCGGCGAUAGAGCGCACAUUGCCGUGCAGUUUGGAGGAUUUGUACAAAGGGACUACGAAGAAGAUGAAAAUCUCGAGGGACGUCAACGAUUCCAGUGGGAGAACCGUCACAGUGGAGGAAAUUCUUACAAUUGAGAUCAAGCCGGGUUGGAAGAAGGGAACAAAAAUCACCUUCCCAGAGAAGGGACAUGAACAGCGAGGUGUCAUACCAUCAGACCUCAUCUUUAUUAUUGACGAGAAGCCUCAUAGUGUCUUCAAGAGAGAUGGCAAUGAUCUGAUAGUUACCCAGAAGAUAUCUCUUGUGGAGGCUUUGACUGGUUAUACAGCACAGCUGACAACCCUCGAUGGUCGGAAUCUGACGGUUCCCAUCAACUCCAUCAUUAGUCCAACUUAUGAAGAAGUUGUUAAAGGAGAGGGGAUGCCAAUACCAAAGGAACCUUCCAAAAAAGGGAACUUAAGAAUCAAAUUCAACAUCAAGUUCCCGACCAGGCUUACUUCAGAGCAGAAAUCUGGUAUCAAGCGAUUAUUAACGGCUCCGUAGAAACUGGUGGUGGCUCUCCCUACAAUCUUCCAAAACUUGUGUAAACUUACAUCUGUUUCCUCUACUGAUUUACAUGCUGGAAAGAAAAUUGAUGCUUUUGCUGAACUGAGGAUUUCACAAAAACAGUUGUCAGUAGUUGAAUAUUGUUUAUGUUUAUUUUCUUUUAUUGAAUCAUCUUUAUUUGAGUGGUAAA